Messenger RNA from Erigeron canadensis, 725 nucleotides. Its product is annotated as histone H2B.5-like. NCBI's taxonomy places the organism in Eukaryota, Viridiplantae, Streptophyta, Magnoliopsida, Asterales, Asteraceae. The transcript has a single exon. The coding region runs from base 76 to 492 and encodes 138 amino acids. The record is from RefSeq and is a predicted model, not a curated record. Gene Ontology annotation, biological process: nucleosome assembly. Gene Ontology annotation, molecular function: structural constituent of chromatin; protein heterodimerization activity; DNA binding. Gene Ontology annotation, cellular component: nucleosome.
AUAUUAUCGUUCUCUCACAUUCUUUCAAACACUCUUUCAUUCAAAACCAAUCCUUUCUUUUCUCAAAACACAAAAAUGGCACCAAAGGCCGAGAAAAAACCGGCAGCCGAGAAGAAACCAGUCGCCGAGAAAGCCCCAAAACCCAAGGCCGAGAAGAAGAUUCCCCCAAAAGACGCAUCCUCUGCAGACAAGAAGAAAAAGAGGCACAAGAAAUCGGUGGAGACGUACAAGAUUUACAUCUUCAAGGUCCUCAAACAGGUCCAUCCCGAUAUCGGGAUCUCCAGCAAGGCCAUGGGAAUCAUGAACUCGUUCAUCAACGACAUCUUCGAGAAGCUCGCGCAGGAGGCCGCCAAGCUGGCCAGGUACAACAAGAAGAACACCCUUUCUUCCCGUGAGAUCCAGACCGCCGUCAGACUCGUUCUUCCCGGCGAGUUGGCCAAACACGCCGUCUCCGAGGGUACCAAGGCCGUUACCAAGUUUACAAGCGGUUAGAUGAAAUAUAAGUUUUAAUUGUUGAUGUAGGUAGAAGAAAUUAGCCAUUUUAGAUUGGAAGUAACUAAAAAUAUCCUGCAAUUUGAUUUAUAUGUUUCCAUUAUAUUAGAUUUAGGAUUUAGGAAGAAGAAAUUGUUGAGUUUAGAUCAGAAUUUAGAAGUACCUAAAAAAAUGUCUUGUGUAUUCUCCUGUUAUUUGGUAUGAAUAUGAAACAGUUUGUGUUUUUUAUUUUA